AUGGCUGUGACACACCCCUCCGCUACCCUAGUGGUGGCGAUCAUUGUACUCCUGGCUUGCACGGUAACCCCGGCAGCAGCGAGCUACAUGACGGUGUGGCAGGGGCCAGGUUGUAACAACCAUGCUGAGAGGUAUAGCGUUUGCGGCUGCUCCACCAUUAAUCUUCGCGGCGGCUACGAGUUCGUCUACCAGGGGCAGACGGCUGCCGUCUACAACCAGCGAGGCUGCGUCGGGGUCGCCAGCUUUCGAUUCAGAGGAAGCGCCCGUGGCUGCACUCCAUUCGGCUGGCAGAGCAUCUUUAUUCAGUGCUAA
This is a messenger RNA of Spirodela intermedia, 312 nucleotides long. The record is from the annotation of a GenBank genome assembly. Lineage: Eukaryota; Viridiplantae; Streptophyta; Magnoliopsida; Alismatales; Araceae.